AUGUCUAGUAAAAACGUCGUCUUCGACGCCAUCAACGACCGCCUAGGUGAUCUUCUCCGUGCUCAUAAUGUGAACGCCGCUCUGCUUGGAAAUACCUGGAUCGAAACUGCCGAGCGAGAAUAUACCUAUCUCAGUUUAGCUGGGAAAUACACCCCCUUUGUCGAGUGUAUGGAGAAGCUCUUCUACCGUAUUCUCUGGAUGGCUGAUAUACCCGAGCCUCGGCAGUUUGCCACCCAUGAGGACAUCAAAUACAUGAUUAACGGCUAUCAGCAUUUGACCAUGCGACCUGGAGCGGUCGAAUGUAUUGCCAAACUUCGCGAUGCUGGGUUUACGGUCUGGGCGUUGACUGCUGCGGAUCUUGCCAGUGUCGCGGGAAUCUUCCAACAAGCAGGAGUUGAGCUGCCUUCUGAGAAUUUAAUAUCCUGUGAUACGAAUGGAGUUGGUAAACCUGAUCCUCUCGCAUACAAGCCGUUAUUCGAUCAGUUGUCACAACAAGGUAGACCAUGGUUUGCUGCCGCCCAUGCAUGGGAUGUUACGGGUGCAAGAAAGGCUGGAUUCCGAACGGCAUACUCAUCGGUGUUGGAAAAAGAGGCAAUCCCCGACUUAUUCGGGGAGAUGGAAGUGACGGCAGAUGCGCUGCCAGAGAUGGCAGAGAAGAUCAUCGCUCAGAGUGCGUAA
Molecule: messenger RNA, 678 nt
Organism: Aspergillus wentii DTO 134E9
Lineage: Eukaryota; Fungi; Ascomycota; Eurotiomycetes; Eurotiales; Aspergillaceae
Exons: 2
Coding region: 1-678 (225 amino acids)
Source: RefSeq, a predicted model, not a curated record